Molecule: messenger RNA, 1839 nt
Organism: Dryobates pubescens (Downy woodpecker)
Lineage: Eukaryota; Metazoa; Chordata; Aves; Piciformes; Picidae
Gene: NR5A1
Product: nuclear receptor subfamily 5 group A member 1
Exons: 7
Coding region: 116-1516 (466 amino acids)
Biological process (GO): tissue development; regulation of transcription by RNA polymerase II; hormone-mediated signaling pathway
Cellular component (GO): RNA polymerase II transcription regulator complex
Molecular function (GO): RNA polymerase II cis-regulatory region sequence-specific DNA binding; zinc ion binding; nuclear receptor activity
Source: RefSeq, a predicted model, not a curated record
GUGCCCACCACCCUACAGAGGCUCCGUGGGUCACAUCUCCUGGCCAGCAACGUGAGCCAGCGUCCUACCACGCCGUCCCUACGUGCAGCUGCCUCACACAGGGCCGCUGGAGGGGAUGGACUAUUCCUAUGAUGAGGACCUGGACGAGCUCUGUCCGGUCUGCGGGGACAAGGUCUCCGGGUACCACUACGGGCUGCUCACCUGCGAGAGCUGCAAGGGCUUCUUCAAGAGGACGGUGCAGAACAACAAGCACUACACCUGCACCGAGAGCCAGAACUGCAAGAUCGACAAGACCCAGCGCAAACGCUGCCCUUAUUGCCGCUUCCAGAAGUGCCUGACCGUGGGGAUGCGCCUGGAAGCUGUUCGUGCAGAUCGGAUGCGUGGAGGGAGGAACAAAUUUGGACCCAUGUACAAGCGGGACCGUGCCUUAAAGCAGCAGAAGAAAGCUCUGAUCCGUGCCAAUGGCUUCAAGCUUGAGACCAUGCCUCAGAUUGUGUCCCCAGUGCAGAAUGACUACAGCCUGUCCUCCUCCAUCCACAGCAUCCAUGCCAUGUCCAAGACCUUGCCACCCAACCCUGCUGCCCUGACGCCCAUCGACUAUGAGCGCAGCCCCUAUGGGACCCCCUCCCUGGGAAUGACUGUGCCCAGCCAUGCACCUCUGGCUGGCUACCACUACUCCUCCUUCCCCAACCGCACCAUCAAGUCUGAGUACCCAGACCACUACACAAACACACACGAGUCCAUGCCUGUCUACGUGUACCCAGAGACCUACCCCAGCAGCUCCCCUCCUGACAUCCCCGAGGUCAUCCUGAAGCUGCUGCAGCUGGAGCCUGAUGAGGCCCAGGUGAAGGCACGGAUACUGUCCUGCCUGCAGCAAGAGCAAGGCAAAGGCCGUCACGAGAAGCUCAGCACCUUUGGCCUCAUGUGCAAGAUGGCUGACCAGACCCUCUUUUCCAUUGUGGAGUGGGCACGAAGCUGCAUCUUCUUCAAGGAACUAGAGGUGGGUGACCAGAUGAAGCUGCUGCAAAACUGCUGGAGCGAGCUGCUGGUGUUUGACCACGUCUACCGGCAGCUGCAGCAUGGCAAGGAGCACAGUGUGCUGCUCGUCACCGGCCAGGAGGUGGACAUGUCGACCAUCACAUCCCAGGCUGGCUCCAUCCUGAACACACUGGUGCUGCGGGCACAGGAGCUCGUACUGCACUUGCACUCGCUCCAAGUGGACCGGCAGGAAUUUGUCUGCCUUAAGUUCCUCAUCCUCUUCAGCCUUGAUGUGAAGUACCUGGAGAACCACAUGCUGGCUAAGGACGCUCAGGAGAAGGCCAAUGCAGCGCUGCUGGAGUACACAGUCUGCCACUACCCACACUCCACAGACAAGUUUCGUCAGCUGCUGCUGCGGCUGACCGAGGUCCGGGCGCUGAGCAUGCAGGCAGAGGAGUACCUCUACCACAAGCACCUGAGCGGGGAGGUGCCUUGCAACAACCUCCUCAUCGAGAUGUUGCACGCCAAGCGGACUUGAGCGUGGCUGCCAGCAUGGAGCCGGCAGAGCCCCGGUGCUGCCAGCAGUGCAGCAAGGGCAGGACGUGUGCCUGGGGCUGGCGAGCGGGUGCCGCCUCUCCACUCCGCCUUUCUCAGUGAUGCUAUUUAACCUGUACUAUUGGAAAAGUCCCAGAUAGUUUAUUUUAAUGCACAGCAAGGAUUGUGGACAGCUGCAGGGCCAUGGGCUCAGCUGCCCCCUGGCUCCUCUGCACAUGUGGUGCCCAACCUGUCACCUGCCCAACCCAGACCUGCAGUGCGAAGGAAGGGUAAAGCCUGUCCUGGCUUUUCUCCUAUUUAUGCUCC